GCUCCUCGGAUUGGCCUCUUGGUUUCCUGGGUCACAGCGAGAAAACGAGGACACAUUAUACGCAUGGAGCCCAACAUGAACAGCACUAAAGGGAAACAGCGCGCAAGGGAAGUGCUCGAAGUGGAGGACGAGGAACAGCGCCAUGAACGCAUGCAUGAGCUGUUGUCUAGGGUGGAUGGAGACGCAGGCGCUAGUCCUCCUCAAGUGCCUCGAUCUUUUGACUUUGGAGACAGGAGCACAUUCCCAGAUGCUCCUCCCUUAGAACUGUUGUCUCGCGUCCAAGCGUUCCUGCCAGAGCUGGCGGCGUCAAAUGCCGAGCUGCUCCGACGAGCGAAGGAAGACCCUGAUAGCGUAGAUAUCGAAAACCUCAGUGAGGAUCAGGCGCAGUACAUCGAGAUGAAUCUCGGCCUGGGAGUAUUCGAGAGUCGCGGGCAAGCUCCUGCGAACAUUCCUGUCGCAGACGUCGACCUCGACGACGUCGAGAUGGACAGUUCUGAACACUCUUCCUCCACCUCCGACUCCGACUCCACCUCUUCCUCCUCCUCAAGCCCCUCGGACGACUCUGGCUCCGACUCCGACUCCGACUCCGACUCUGACUCUGACCCAAGUGAAGACUCGGACGUCGACGACAUCGUCCUCCCCCCUCUAGCCCCAGGUCCGUCGGCGACGUCUAAUGCCGACGCGCGGCCCAUCAGACCGCUGCCCAAGCGCACACGAGGACAAGGCGGCCCUAGCCCUGGCCAGAAGCCAGAGAUAGUCGUGCUAUCCGAGAGCCAUCACAGCGACGGCGAUGGCAAUCCGAGCCCCUGAGGUCCGAGGACAGCUCUGUGACGGGACGACCGGGGCCGAGUCCCCUGGCGCGGAGAUGCCUCAUCCCGCAUUCCGACGCUCUGAUGUACCUACCGUGCGCCUGUUCAUGUUCGUCAGAAUCUGUUGCCCGCGUUCCCUCGCGUCCCCUCGGUGCCCGUCCCCGCCGAACUAGCGACGUACAUCCCGGGCAUGAUGUUCGCACAUGCACCCACACAUCCUCG
This is a messenger RNA of Dichomitus squalens LYAD-421 SS1, 1031 nucleotides long. RefSeq lists its product as uncharacterized. The record is from RefSeq and is a predicted model, not a curated record. Gene Ontology annotation, biological process: box C/D snoRNP assembly. NCBI's taxonomy places the organism in Eukaryota, Fungi, Basidiomycota, Agaricomycetes, Polyporales, Polyporaceae. Gene Ontology annotation, molecular function: box C/D methylation guide snoRNP complex binding. The transcript is spliced from 4 exons. Bases 64 to 810 code for a protein of 248 amino acids.